AUGGGUUUUAAUGAAUGUGGUUUUAGUCGAUACGAUAAAGAUAAUGCAGAUAUUGAUGAUGGGGCUGAUGACUAUCAAGAAAAUAUUGAGGUUGAUGACUUUCAAGUGGAUAAUAAUGGGAUUGAAAGUUCGGUACUUCAUCGACACCCGCCUCCAUGUGCGGGCGGUAACUUAGCGGAUGGGCCUCCUAGCAACAAUAACAUUGGCUCAAAUUCGCUUGGUACGUCGAACUUUGUUGGGAGUAAUAGUAGCAAUAGCUAUUGGGGUGGUAAAGUUGCGAUUGGGCAGAUUUAUUCAGACAAAAAAGAGUUACAAAAAUAUAUUGCUAUGUAUGCUAUGAGCAAGAACUUCCAAUUUCGCGUUAUUAAGUCGACCAAAACUCUUUUUAUGAUUCAAUGUGCUGCUAAAGGGUGCGAGUGGCGUAUGCGAUCUAUAAGAGUCAAGGAUUCGGAGUUGUUUAAGGUGACGAGGCUUAAUGACAAUCACAAAUGCUCUUUGGACUUUAUUAAUCGAAGUCAUAUGCAAGCAUCAGGAAAGGUUAUUGGAGAAUGCAUUAAGUCAAAAUAUAAUGGUGUUGGUCAUAUUUACCGACCAAAAGACAUAAUACAGGAUGUGCGGCAGGAAUUUGGUGUUAAUAUUAGCUAUGAUAAAGCUUGGAGGGCUAGGGAAGCUGCCUUGGAAUCAGUGCGAGGAACGCCUGAAGAUUCCUUUUCUUACUUGCCACACUAUUGUUCCAAGUUAGAGAAGAAUAAUCCUGGUACGAUAACUUAUAUAGAGUCCGAUCACGAGAAAAGGUUUAAAUAUUUUUUCAUGGCUCUCGGUGCUUCGUUAAGAGGAUUUCGGAGUGCAAUGCGACCUGUCAUCGCCGUUGAUGGUACUCACCUAAAGGGCAAGUACAUGGGCACGCUCUUUGUUGCCGCUGCUCAAGAUGGCAACAAGAAAAUUUAUCCAGUGGCUUUUGGGGUUGGAGAUUCCGAGAAUAAUGCAUCUUGGGAAUGGUUUUUCGAGAAACUGCGAGUUGCACUUGCACUUGAAGAUUUCUCGGAACUAUCAUUGAUAUCGGAUAGGCAUAAAAGUAUUGAGAGAGGUGUUUCACUUGUAUUUCCGGAAUCUUAUCAUGGGCAUUGCAUGCACCAUAUCAAACAGAACAUGAAGGCCAAAAAAAUUGAUGAUGCCGUGUUUCCCAUAUAUUUCAAGGCAGCAAAGGCUUACCGUAUUUCAGAUUUUGAACAUCUAAUGACACAGAUCCGUGGUUUUGAAGGUGGCAAGGCAUAUAAAUAUCUAGAGGAUGCCGGAUUCGAUAAGUGGUCUCGUGCACAUUUUCCCGGAUAUAGGUACAGUAUACUCACUACCAACAUUGCAGAAAGUAUGAAUGCUGCACUACGUGAUGUGCGGGGUCUUCCAAUAACAACGUUGGUUGAGCAAUUGAGAUCCUUAAUUCAAAGGUGGUUUCAUGAGCGUCGUACAAAAGCGGCAUCCAUAACGUCCCAAUUGUGCAAGAAGGUUGAGAAAAAAAUGACAAAGCGGAAUGAAAGGGCUUCACGUAUGUUGGUUGAACCAAUAAGUCUUAUCGAGUUCUAUGUACGGGAUGGCUUCGGAGAUGGCGAGGUGAACUUUCAUGACAGAACAUGCACGUGCAGGAAGUUUCAAAUGCAACAAUUGCCGUGCGUUCAUGCAUUGGCUGCUUGCCGAUUUAGAAAUGUCACUGUACAGGCAGGUGUGAACAAAUGCUUGACUAAGAAAAUACAUGCUCGACUAAAGAAAACAGAUGCUCGACUACAGAACAUCAAUGCUCGACUAAAGAAAACAAAUGCUCGACUACAUAAAAAUGCUCGACUAUAG
Molecule: messenger RNA, 1842 nt
Organism: Tripterygium wilfordii
Lineage: Eukaryota; Viridiplantae; Streptophyta; Magnoliopsida; Celastrales; Celastraceae
Exons: 2
Coding region: 1-1842 (613 amino acids)
Molecular function (GO): zinc ion binding
Source: RefSeq, a predicted model, not a curated record